AUGAAGUCCCCAGAGAUUUAUCAGUCACAAUUUCCAUCUCCGAUGACGAGAAACUACGGUGGUGGACGACGGACAUCGUUGUCAAUCGCUUCCGACGCUUUUCUCUUCUUCUCCGGCGCUGUCGCCUCUCUGUUACUCGUCUGGACUUUCUCUACUUUCUCAAAUCAUCAACCCACUACAAAUUUUGAAACACAAACUCUCGAACCCAAAUCUUCCGUCUCCGUCGUCGAUAAUGUCGAUUGCGAAAGAACCAGUAAUGGAUUAAACCUCCAUUACGACCCACCGGACCAGAAUUUCUACGACGACCCAUCUUUAAGCUACACCAUCGACAAACCCAUAAAAAAUUGGGACGAAAAGAGACGAGAAUGGUUGAAACUACACCCGUCAUUCGGACCAAACUCCGACGAACGUGUCCUCGUCGUCUCCGGCUCACAAUCCCAGCCGUGUAGCAACCCGAUCGGCGAUCAUUUACUAUUACGAUUCUUCAAGAACAAAGUAGACUACUGUCGGAUCCACGGCUACGACAUCUUCUACAACAACGUCCUCCUCCACCCCCAAAUGCACACAUUCUGGGCCAAAAUUCCGGCGGUUCGCGCCGCCAUGUUAGCCCACCCGGAAUCCGAGUGGAUAUGGUGGGUCGACUCAGACGCGGCGUUCACCGACAUGGACUUUAAGUUACCCUUACACCGUUACAAAGACCACAACUUCGUCGUCCACGGCUGGCCGGAGCUGAUCUACCGGAAGAAAAGCUGGACGAGUUUAAACGCCGGAGUUUUCCUGAUCCGAAACAGUCAAUGGGCUCUUGAUUUCAUGGAUGUGUGGUCGGGUAUGGGUCCUCAGACUCCGGAUUACGAAAAAUGGGGCGAAAUCUUGAGAGAAACUUGUAAAGACAAAUCGUUUCCAGAAUCCGACGAUCAAACGGGUUUGGUUUAUUUAUUAUUAAAAGAAAAAGAAAAAUGGGGGGAUAAAAUAUACGUUGAAGGGGAAUACUACUUCGAGGGGUAUUGGUUGGAAAUAGUUGAAACUUUGGAGAACAUAACGGCGAAAUAUAACGGCGUUGAGAGAGGGGCGCGUAGGUUAAGAAGACGACACGCUGAAAAGGUGAGUGAGGGCUAUUCUGCGCUGUGGGAGACGUAUCUGAAAGACGCCGGGUAUGGGAAGUUCAGUUGGCGGCGGCCGUUUAUUACUCAUUUUACGGGCUGUCAGCCGUGUAGCGGGCAGCAUAAUCAAAUGUUUUGCGUAAUUAUGGUUUUGUACAUCGCGAUUUACUGGAUUCUGCCUCUGUGUCAUCUCUACCGUUCGAUUACCCUGCAUGAUUAUCAAAGCAUUGUAACUUUAUUGAUGAGUGGAAGCUUUAAUCCAGUGAAGAAAAGUAAAAGGAGAGGAUAUUCGGUUUAUAACUAGUGCUAAUGUUAUUUAUGCAUUUCUAUAUAUAUUUCUUUAUAUAUAAAUAUAUAUAGGAGUGGUGUUUGUAUUAUUAAUUUUUGUACAUUUUCAGUGAAUUUAAUGUUAUGAGUUCUGAA
Molecule: messenger RNA, 1523 nt
Organism: Lactuca virosa
Lineage: Eukaryota; Viridiplantae; Streptophyta; Magnoliopsida; Asterales; Asteraceae
Source: the annotation of a GenBank genome assembly